Messenger RNA from Phyllostomus hastatus (greater spear-nosed bat), 675 nucleotides. RefSeq names its product somatotropin-like. Gene Ontology annotation, biological process: growth hormone receptor signaling pathway; positive regulation of receptor signaling pathway via JAK-STAT; positive regulation of growth. The record is from RefSeq and is a predicted model, not a curated record. NCBI's taxonomy places the organism in Eukaryota, Metazoa, Chordata, Mammalia, Chiroptera, Phyllostomidae. Gene Ontology annotation, cellular component: extracellular region. Gene Ontology annotation, molecular function: hormone activity; growth hormone receptor binding. The transcript has 5 exons. Bases 1 to 675 code for a protein of 224 amino acids.
AUGACCCCCGGAGAGGAGCGGGAACAGGAUGAGUGGGAGGAGUCUCCGCAACUCUCUCUAGGCCCCCGGACCUCAGUGCUCCUGGCUUUCGCCCUGCUCUGCCUGCCUUGGCCCGAGGAGGUGGGCGCCUUCCCCACCAUGUCCUUGUCCAGCUUGUUUGCCAACGCUGUGCUCCGGGCCCAGCACCUGCACCAACUGGCUGCUGACACCUACAGAGAGUUUGAGCGCACGUAUGUCCCAGAGAGCCAGAGAUAUUCGAUCCAGGCUGCCUUCUGCUUCUCAGAGACCAUCCCGGCCCCCACGGGCAAGGAGGAGGCUCGGCAGAAAUCCGACAUGGAGCUGCUCCGGUUCUCCCUGCUGCUCAUCCAGUCCUGGCUCGGGCCUGUGCAGUUCUUCAGCCGGGUCUUCACCUCGAACCGUGUCUAUGAGAAGCUGAAGGACCUGGAGGAAGGCAUCCAAGUCCUGAUGCGGGAGCUGGAAGACGGCAGCCCCCGGGCUGGGCUGAUCCUCAGGCAAACGACCUAUGACAAGUUUGACACAAACUUGCGUAGUGAUGAUACAGUGCUCAAGAACUACGGGCUACUCUCCUGCUUCAAGAAGGACCUGCACAAGGUUGAGACAUACCUGCGGUUCACGAAGUGUCGCCGCUUCAUGGAAAGUAGCUGUGCCUUCUAA